CGUGUUGCGGAGUGAAAUGUUUUUGUUGAUGCCACACAACUCGCUGGUAAAUGUUUGCAUCAACUAGAGUGGUCAGUACGAAGGAAACAAUGUGUCAUCUACAGUAAGAUUUAAUCGGAGCAAGAUUGUUCGGUGCCGAGCGUAAAUAGCCCUCCACAGAAUACAACAGAUAAAAAGACGCACACUGCGGUAAUAGGUAUGGUAUGCAGCAGCUGCGAAAAUAUAACUGGCCGGCAAAAAUGCAAUCAAUGCGAGCGAAUUGAUACAUCAAGGAUUCUAUGUUAACCGUGAAAACGAGCAGCGAUCAUCGAGAAAAACCAUCGUCAUUGUUCGCAUAAGAAAGCGCCGCGCUGCGCAAUAUUUGGAGCGGAAACGGUGAAAAACUACGCUCGACUCCACCGAUUGUUCGAGAACUGUGGAACAUUACAGCAUGACGGUAGUGUAUCCGCGGAAAAUGUUGGCCCAAUUCCAUCCGUACCAUGGUCAAAACAUCAUUCUCUUCAACGAGAAUACGGUGGCGUACCGAAAGGCCAGCUUUGGCAACGCACUAACUUUCAGUGAGAAACCACUACAACCAGGAGAAAUCUUUCUGCUCGAAAUAGAGAAGAAUGAACGAGGCUGGAGUGGUCACAUGCGCUUGGGUCUCACGCAACUUGACAUCAAACCCACUUCCACGCUUCAGUAUGCUCUGCCGGAUCUGGCGAAUCUAGGCUCGAGUUGGGUUUUUCCGAUCACACGCUCUGUCGGCAAUUCGGUGUUGAAGAGUAACAUACUUGGCGAUGGCAUUAACGUAAAAACUUCGCGGGGCGUCUUUCCGCGCAGUCUAUUAAAGCCCAUCACGCAAGAUGGGGCAAGCGCCGACAUUCUGCCAACGGACACAAACUCGCGGAUCGGUGUGGUGUUUGUGCCGAGUGAGCACGAGGCUGACAAGGCGGAAAUGCACUUUAUCAUAAACGGCGAGGACCAUGGACCGUGCACGCAUGACAUCCCGUAUACGAAGGGUGCCUUGCACGUCGUUGUCGAUGUCUACGGCACGACCAAGCAGGUGAAAAUCAUUCAGCUGUACGGCAUAACGACGCUACAGGGAGCCUGUCGCGACGCGAUAUUGGCACGUGUGAAAAAGUCCUCCAUUCCGGACCUGCCGCUGCCGGAAAGUCUGAAAAAUUAUUUGCUACAGUACGGCUUGUAAAUUGAGUGGAACGCAUAAAUUCGUGCUGUUUGACUUUUGCCGAGAGAAAUGCAAAUCGCUCCAUUUAUUUCUUCCUUUUUGAACAUUGUGGUUUUGUUUGCUAAGUGGGUUCCAAACCUACGAAAUUGUGGAUAACAGAUGGGUGAUUCCCCGUUAAGUCGAGUGUUGAUAUUAAGUAGAUUAUAAGGUAUAAUACCAAUAUACUAACGCGAGUGUACAUUAACAAAUGCCCGCUAAUUAGUAGCUAGCCAACGUUCCCUGGACAUGCUUUUGUAGAUUCCAUCUUUGAACGGUUUUGCGGGUUCUAACGACUUUAGCUAAGGUUAGCGAAAUCAGACAGAUGCCAGGGUGAAUGCAUAGGUUUUGCAAAAAGAUCUUUCGAGGGGCCACCCAUGGAAGGAUCGGUCCCCAUCAACUUGUGAAUAGACUAAAAAAAGAAGCCGGCAUAGGAUGGUUCAUCUCUCGAUUGCUGUACAGAUAAAUAGUAACGCAGGGACGCAUUCGUAAAGGCAACCAAACACACCCAGUGUAAUCAUUUUGUGAAUUUGUUUACCGAUACCUUUUAUAUAGUCAGUAAUAAAUAUAUAAAUAUACCUGUAAUAAAUGCAGUCCUCAAAAAUG
This is a messenger RNA of Anopheles bellator, 1810 nucleotides long. Its product is annotated as neuralized-like protein 2. Gene Ontology annotation, molecular function: ubiquitin protein ligase activity. NCBI's taxonomy places the organism in Eukaryota, Metazoa, Arthropoda, Insecta, Diptera, Culicidae. The transcript has 2 exons. Gene Ontology annotation, biological process: intracellular signal transduction. The record is from RefSeq and is a predicted model, not a curated record. Bases 431 to 1189 code for a protein of 252 amino acids.